This is a messenger RNA of Python bivittatus (Burmese python), 5903 nucleotides long. Lineage: Eukaryota; Metazoa; Chordata; Lepidosauria; Squamata; Pythonidae. The record is from RefSeq and is a predicted model, not a curated record.
UUUUGACAUUGUGAAGAACCCCAUGGAUCUUUCCACAAUUAAACGCAAGUUGGAUACAGGGCAAUACCAAGAGCCGUGGCAGUAUGUGGAUGAUGUCUGGCUAAUGUUCAAUAAUGCCUGGCUUUACAACCGCAAAACAUCAAGAGUCUAUAAAUUUUGCACUAAGCUUGCAGAGGUCUUUGAACAAGAAAUUGACCCUGUUAUGCAGUCCUUAGGAUACUGUUGUGGCCGCAAGUACGAGUUUUCUCCUCAGACUUUGUGCUGCUAUGGCAAGCAGCUGUGCACUAUCCCCCGAGAUGCUGCCUACUACAGCUACCAGAACAGGUAUCACUUCUGUGAGAGAUGUUUUACUGAAAUCCAGGGCGAAAACGUUACCCUGGGUGACGACCCUGCCCAGCCACAAACAACCAUCUCAAAAGAUCAUUUUGAGAAGAAAAAAAAUGACACACUUGAUCCUGAGCCUUUUGUUGAUUGCAAAGAAUGUGGCCGGAAAAUGCACCAGAUAUGCGCAUUACACUACGAUAUUAUUUGGCCUUCUGGUUUCGUGUGUGACAACUGCUUGAAGAAAACUGGCCGAACACGCAAAGAGAAUAAAUUCAGUGCCAAAAGGUUACAGACUACUCGUUUAGGAAAUCAUUUGGAAGAGCGUGUAAAUAAAUUUUUGCGACGACAGAAUCAUCCAGAAGCUGGGGAAGUCUUUGUGAGAGUAGUAGCCAGUUCAGAUAAAACAGUAGAAGUGAAACCAGGAAUGAAAUCUAGAUUUGUAGAUUCUCGUGAAAUGGCUGAGGCCUUCCCCUACCGAACAAAGGCUCUUUUUGCUUUUGAAGAGAUUGAUGGUGUGGAUGUCUGCUUUUUUGGCAUGCAUGUGCAAGAAUACGGAUGGGAUUGUCCACCUCCAAACACAAGGCGUGUGUACAUCUCCUACUUAGACAGUAUCCAUUUCUUUCGCCCAAGAUGCCUCCGGACUGCUGUUUAUCAUGAAAUCCUUAUUGGGUAUCUGGAAUAUGUCAAGAAACUGGGGUAUGUUACAGGCCACAUUUGGGCCUGCCCACCAAGUGAGGGUGAUGAUUACAUCUUCCAUUGUCACCCGCCUGACCAAAAAAUCCCCAAACCUAAACGUCUACAGGAGUGGUACAAGAAGAUGCUGGACAAGGCCUUUGCAGAGAGGAUCAUUCAUGAUUACAAGGAUAUCUUCAAACAAGCAACUGAGGAUCGGCUGACAAGUGCCAAGGAAUUGCCCUACUUUGAGGGUGAUUUUUGGCCCAAUGUGUUAGAAGAGAGCAUUAAGGAGCUGGAACAGGAAGAGGAGGAAAGAAAAAAGGAAGAAAGCACAGCAGCUAGUGAAACAACAGAGGGAAGCCAGGGUGACAGCAAGAAUGCCAAAAAGAAGAAUAAUAAGAAAACAAACAAGAAUAAGAGCAGCCUUAGCCGAGCCAACAAGAAGAAACCCUCCAUGCCUAAUGUGUCAAAUGAUUUGUCUCAGAAGUUAUACGCCACAAUGGAGAAGCAUAAAGAGGUCUUCUUUGUAAUUCACUUGCACGCUGGGCCAGUCAUCAACACCCUGCCCCCCAUCGUGGACCCCGACCCGUUGCUCAGUUGUGACUUGAUGGAUGGUCGGGAUGCCUUCCUCACGUUGGCAAGGGACAAGCACUGGGAGUUUUCUUCGUUGCGGCGCUCCAAGUGGUCCACCUUGUGCAUGCUUGUGGAGCUGCACACCCAGGGGCAGGAUCGCUUUGUUUAUACAUGCAAUGAAUGUAAACAUCACGUGGAAACACGGUGGCAUUGCACAGUCUGUGAAGAUUAUGACCUCUGCAUUAACUGCUAUAACACCAAGAGCCAUGAGCAUAAGAUGGUGAAGUGGGGCUUGGGCCUGGACGAUGACGGUAAUAGCCAAGGAGAACAGCAGUCCAAGAGUCCCCAGGAGUCCCGUCGCCUCAGCAUCCAGCGAUGCAUUCAGUCCUUAGUGCACGCUUGUCAGUGCCGCAAUGCAAAUUGUUCGUUGCCAUCCUGCCAGAAAAUGAAGCGUGUUGUCCAGCACACCAAGGGCUGCAAGCGCAAGACUAAUGGAGGCUGUCCUGUGUGCAAACAGUUGAUUGCCCUUUGUUGCUACCAUGCCAAACACUGCCAAGAGAACAAAUGCCCAGUGCCCUUCUGUCUCAACAUCAAACAUAAGCUCCGCCAGCAGCAGAUCCAACAUCGUCUGCAGCAGGCGCAGUUGAUACGCCGCAGGAUGGCAACCAUGACCACCCGAAACGUGCCUCAGCAAAAUUUGCCUUCUCCUACCUCAGCAACGCCUGGGACCCCAACACAGCAGCCAAGCACCCCACAGACUCCACAGCCCCCUCCCCAGCCUUCCCCUGUUAAUAUGUCACCAGCUGGUUUUCCUAGUGCAACAAGAACUCCAGCUCCCCCUCCCAUUUCAGCUGGCAAGCCUUCCACGCAGGUGACUGCUCCCCCUCCACCCGCCCAGCCUCCGCCAGGAGCUGUGGAAGCAGCUCGGCAGAUUGAAAUUGAAGCAGCCCAGCAGCAGCAGCAGCAACAGCAGCAGCAGCAGCAGCUCUACAGGGUGAGCAGCAAUGGCUUGCCUCCAGGCCGAACAGGAAUGGUGAACACAGCAGUAGGUGCGGUGAACCCCAUGCAGCAGGUUGGCAUGAAUAUGCCCCGGCCUAACUCAGUGAGUGGCCCAGUAUUGCCCAACUUGCAGCCUGGGCAGUGGCAGUCGUCAGCUCCAGUGCCCCAGCAGCAGCCAGGAAUACCAAGGCCAGUCAUGCCCAUGCCUGGCCAACAAACAGUAACUGGUCCAAGAAUGCCAGGUGUGCAGCCGCCAGCCCGAACAAUUCCUCCAAACGCUUUGCAAGAGUUACUGCGGACUUUGAAAUCUCCCAGUUCCCCGCAGCAGCAGCAACAGGUGCUGAAUAUUCUGAAGUCGAACCCGCAGCUUAUGGCAGCUUUCAUAAAGCAGAGAACAGCCAAAUACGUAGCAAAUCAGCCUGGCAUGCAGCCCCAGCCCCAGCCAGGCAUGCAACAGACUCCAGCUCCACUGCAGCAGCCACCUCCACCAGCAGGGUUGCACGCUCAGACAGGUCUGCAGAAUAUGAGUGCACUGCCAGCAGGUGUCCCGCGACCAGGUGUUCCUCCCCAGCAACCAGCCAUAGGAGGCUUGAAUGCACAGGGCCAGUCAAUCAGCAUCAUGAACCCAGCUCACAAUCCUGCUAUGGCCAACAUGAGUCCUCAGUACAGGGAGAUCCUGAGAAGACAAUUACUGCAGCAGCAGCAGCAGCAGCAGCAAGGAGGGGCCGGGCUGGCAACUCACAGUCAGUUCCAGCAGCCUCCAGGCCCUGGAGGUUACACACAAGCCAUGCAGCAGCAGCGGAUGCAACAGCAACAUCUCUCAAUCCAAGCAGGGGCCAUGGGCCAGUUAGCUCAGAUGGGGCAGCUGAAUCCGAUGGGGCAGCCAGCCAUCGGAGCUGACAGCAGCCCUAACAUUCAGCAAGCUCUGCAGCAGCGACUCCUGCAACAGCAACAGCAGCAGCAGCAGCAGCUUAAAUCGCAGAUUGGCUCCCCAGGCCAGCCCAAUCCCAUGAGCCCCCAACAGCAUCUGCUCUCAGGACAAGCCCCCACAUCACACCUCCCUGGCCAACCGAUCAGCACCUCCCUCAGCAGCCAGGUGCGCUCUCCAGCACCUGUUCAGUCCCCCCGGCCUCAAUCCCAGCCACCACAUUCCAGUCCAUCCCCCAGGAUACAGCCCCAGCCCUCUCCUCACCAUGCCUCACCCCAGACUGGCUCCCCUCACCCUGGGUUGGCUGUUACAAUGGCUGGCUCCAUGGAACAGGGACACCUGGGCAACCCAGAGCAGAGUGCAAUGCUUCCCCAGCUCAACCCCCCAAACAGGAACGUGUUACCAAAUGAGCUGUCCCUGGUUGGCGAUGCCACAGGAGGUGACACGCUAGAAAAAUUUGUGGAGGGCUUGUAGCAUCACAGCUUCUCUCGUGUUCCUGGACUUCUUGAACUGAAAAAAACACAAAGACUUCUAGUUUGAGCUAAACCCUAGAUGGGACUAAUUCAUCCUCUACUUGUGAAUGGAUGAAUGGCUGUUUAAAAAAGAGAAUAUAUAUUUUUUUGUUAAAGCCAGCCAGGUGUGGUUAAAAUAUCUGGUCUCCUUGUUGUGGGUUUUUUUUCUUUUUUGUUUUUUUUAGUUGUUACUGUUGACUUUACUUUUUUAAAGGGGAAAACGAGUCCAUUAUAUUCAUAUUUUUAUUUGUACUUUCAAGACUAAGCAGUGGUGUUUAGCAGAGAAGAAAAAUAUUCACAUUCUAAUGUAUCCUGCUAAGUUUCUGACAUUUGGCAGAAAGUUUUGUUUUGUUUUAGUCUUAUUCUAUUCUGAAUUUUGCAGGUAUCCUAAGUAUUAUUACCCCUGGGAAAGAUAGGAACUGACUCUUGCACACACACACACAUUGCAGAUGUAGAAAUUGUUGCUUGUUUCUCUGAUAAAACUGGUUUUAGAUUUAAAAAAAUAGGGACACUCACUACUUAGGACAUGUUAAUUUUAACAGGGAAGAAGUGUAUUCUGUAAUUCUUUGAUGUGAACUUGAACUGAGGAAAAGCAAUUAUAGUGUAAAUCAUGCAAACUCUAUAAUUACUAUAAAUAUGAACAAUUCAAGAUUCAAUCACUGUAUAGAGGGGGGAACAAACUCAUUUCUUACUUCUAUAGCAUAUUGUUAAAUAAACUGUGUGCAACAGACAAAAAGGAUGUCCUUGAAUUCAUGUACAUGGUAUUAACUUAGUGUUUGGAUUAUUUUUUUUGUUAUGAAAAUGCUGUUUUCAACAUUGUAUUUGGACUAUGCAUGUCUUUUUUCCAUUGUAUAUAAAGUAUUGCUUAAAAGUGAUAUAAAUUACUGAAGUUUUUAACAUGUUUCUGUCCUUUAAAAUCCAUGUAAGAUUUUACAUGUUCAGUUUUUAUUUGAGCGUGUGCCUGUGUGAGUAUAGGUAGAUCAAUAAGACUGUGUUCACUGAAAGGCAUUCAGUAAGCAGUAGUACUCUCUACUUUACAGAACUCUUUGAGGUACUAAAGAGUAAUACUUUUAUUACUCCCACUAAUACUUUUCUGUACUAAUUCAUAAGAAUUAACUGAAAGUUACCAGUAUUUGCUUUUUAAAAAGUUGCUUUAGGGAAGGUUCACCAGUUUGACUGAAAACAGAAACAGAUGCUUCCUAAAGUAAAAUCAAAGAACAGGGUUUUCUGUGUCAUAACAAUGAAAAAAACUACACGACGUUAUUCAGAAGGGGCAAGACAGUAUCUUUCUAUACUAUCUACAAGCAUUUAUCUGUCAUUCUUCAUCUGAGGAUGGCUUUUGAAGAGAGCAGAAUUGGGCAGCUUAACUCUGCCUCAUACAUUCAACAAUCACUAGGAAGCAGUAUGUGACCAGUUUUGCCAUGUACUGUAAUUGAAAACAAUUUAACUGUAUUUAAUGUAUUACAAUUUCAGUGUAACUGAAACCACCACACAGGAUAUACACUGUAUAAGUACAGAGAAAUCCAUCCUCCUGAGGAGGGGGGAUAUGGAAGUCAUGUAAAACCCUCCUAUGUGGGGACAUGACAUUGUUUGUUUAACUUGCAUGGCUGCCCAUCUCAUAUACAUUACUCUGGGCAGUUAACAAAAGAUGUUGCAAUGUUGGGAACAGACUGAUGCUUAAAAUAGAUUUGCUCAAUUUAAUAACAUAAUUGCUUUGCUUUUUUAACAUGGGGGAAAGUAAGAAAUGAAAAGCAAUAAUAUAGUUAGGCAGUCAUGCAUUACUAUCUCUAAAUGCAAGUUUUAACAGUUUUGGCUCCUGGCUGCCCAAGUGUUUGAGAAGCAAGAGUUUAGAGUACGGUCAGUAAAAAUUUUGCCCUCUCACAUCAUCUGCA